Molecule: messenger RNA, 4092 nt
Organism: Ogataea philodendri
Lineage: Eukaryota; Fungi; Ascomycota; Pichiomycetes; Pichiales; Pichiaceae
Exons: 1
Coding region: 1-4092 (1363 amino acids)
Cellular component (GO): intracellular anatomical structure
Molecular function (GO): protein binding; RNA binding; ATP binding
Source: RefSeq, a predicted model, not a curated record
AUGGCCAAGAAGAAAUCGAAGCAGGAGGAGCCUGUGGCUGCAAAACCGGAACCGGCCGCUUCUGGCAAGCGGGCGCCACUGGAUGCGGCCACCAGAAAGGCCGGACGCACCUCUGUUGCGCAGUCUGCGAGCUGGACAGGCAAGCUUCCUGGAUCGCUUCUCCACGAGCACUGUCAGAAGCAGAAGUGGCAGAAGGUGGAGUACGACAUGAAGAAGACCAAGGAUGGGUUUAUCGGAAUUGCCAGACUUGGCUGGAAGAACCCAAAGACACAGGAAGUGAUUGAAGUUCGCAUGCAUCCGAGUCCGUUGAUCAAGCCUCAGGAAACAGCGUUGGAGGCCCGGCAUUAUGCAGCAACGUACGCUCUUCAUCGCAUAGCUUCGGACAAAAACUUGCACAUGGUGCUUCCCACGAACCACAAGCAGCUGUGGUCGGAUCUGGAGGCAGAGAGAAAGGCAUUGGUCAAGAGUAAUCCUGGCAAAGCCAAGGAAGAGUACUGUUCUGAUCCGUUUAAUGUUGUGCUAGAGAGACGUAAGCAACAGGAAAAGAAACAGAAGGAGGAGCAAGCGAAGAAGGAUGCCGAGCUGCGGACGAAAAAACCAAUGAUUUCCAUUGGAGUUAAACGGCCAAAGCCCAAGGAAGUUCGGUCCGAGGUGGUUGUUAAGGACCAGGUCAAGUUUCCUCGAAAAGUCUGGGAUAGCACUGUGUUUAUUGAUCUGAAACCAGAAACGCGUGUUUUGAUCGAGAACUCUAUUCGACACCAUGUUGAGUGGUCCGAGCAGAAAAUCGAGGCAGCGGAUGUGGACAGAGAUAUCCAGUCGCUGAUUAGUCUUGGCUUUAGAAAGCCGCAUGUUGAGGAAGCGUUCAAAUACACCGGAACGUUCACGGAUGCUCUGGAAUGGCUGAUUUUCCACGUUCCCGAGGACGAUUUGCCGCCGUUGUUUGCGAAGAACAGCAAGGACUCGAACGUGGAACUUACUAUCAGCAAGGACUUCAAGAAAGAGAACAUGGUCAAACGACUUAGAGAAGGUGGAUUUAGUUCGAACGAGGUGGAGACGGCCAUCUCUAUUUGUGGCUACGACGAAGUCCAGCUCGGUGUCUACUUGACGUCAACGUUGAUCGACUUUGAUGCGCCAGAAACAGAAACAGAAGACGAGUCGGAACAGAUCUGGAACGAGGAGCUCGAAAGUCUGACUGCCAUUUACGGCGAGGACAAAGUGGCCGUCAAGCAGGACAUCGCAGAGAUCUCGCUGAACCCUGAAGGAAUCAACCAGGGACUGUUGGCGUUGAAAGUUUAUAGAAGCACCAACUACCCACAGUCGUUGCCUGGUCUCCAUCUGAUAGUCAAGGAUUCAUCUUACAAGCUGGCCAACUAUCUGAAGAUUGCAAUUGUUUCCAAGCUGCUGCUCCAUGUCGUUGAAGAUAGAUUGCUGGGGAUGCCGUUGAUAUUCAGCUGUGUUGAUUGGCUGGAGAAUAAUAUCCUGUCGAUUGUGGAGAAUCCGGGCUCGUUGGUGAAACCGUUUGUCAGAAAACAGUUCCAGUACCACGAGCAUUCUGAGAGUCAUAGGCCGGCCAAACGCGGCCGUGCGAAACAGAAACGCGACCUGGACGAGCUCGCCGGCGUGUACAAGUCGAAAGUUGCUGGUUCUGGGUUUAAGGAGAUGGUUGCAAAACGGACCAAACUGCCCGCAUGGAGCAAAAAAGACCAAUUGGUUUCGGUCAUCAACAGCAACCGAAUCUGUCUUAUCACAGGAGAAACAGGGUCUGGAAAGUCCACCCAGAUUGUCCAGUUCAUUCUGGACGAGCUCAACAAACAGAACGAUUUCAACACCAACAUUGUUUGCACUCAGCCACGAAGAAUAUCCACCAUUGGACUGGCAGAUCGGAUCUCCGACGAAAGAGUGUCCACCUGCGGCGACGAGAUCGGGUACAUCAUCCGUGGAGAGAACAAAACGUCUAAAAACACACGGAUCACGUUUGCCACUACGGGAGUUCUACUACGGAUGAUCCAGGGAGUUAUAGGGAACAGCCAGCCAAAUAACAGCUUCUUCGAGAAUCUCGGCUACAUCUUCGUGGAUGAGGUGCACGAGCGGUCUGUCGAUGGCGACUUCUUGCUAAUUGUGCUGAAGAAGGUGUUGACGCUGUAUCCAAAACUAAAAGUGGUUCUAAUGUCUGCUACCAUAGACAUCUCCAUUUUUGAAAAAUACUUCCAUUCAGGCGUGUCGCACGUCCACAUCGAGGGAAGAACGUUCCCCAUCCAGGACUUCUACCUCGAUAACGUUCUGGACUCGCUGCAAUUCACAGUGACCAUGCGCAACGGCGAGGAGAUCCAGCCAAAAGCCGACUCGAAAUAUUUCGAGCUCGGAAAUAUCAAUUACGACCUCAUUGCUGCUCUGGUGGAGAAAGUCGACCAGGACCUCACCAGACAGGGCAACAAGGGAUCCAUCCUGAUCUUUCUUCCGGGAGUGAUGGAAAUCAACAAGUGUCUGGCCAAAAUCAAAGGACCGUUCUGGGCCCUGCCGUUGCACUCUGCCCUCAGCUCCAAGGACCAGAAACGCAUCUUUAGAAACCCUCCUUCUGGCCAGCGUAAAGUGGUCGCCUCCACCAACGUCGCAGAGACCUCCAUCACCAUCCCGGACGCAGUCGUGGUCAUCGACACCGGCAGAGUCAAGAGCGUCCACUUCGAUUCCGGGUCCAACUCCAGCAAGCUCGUGGAAUCCUGGGCGUCCCAGGCAGAAUGCAAACAGAGACGAGGAAGAGCUGGUCGUAUUCAAGCCGGCUUGUGCUACAAGCUGUUCACCAAGGACACAGAGACCAAACUGAUGAGGAAACAGCCAAUCCCCGAAAUUAAACGUACCAGGCUUGAAAAUCUGUACCUGGUGGUGAAAUCAAUGGGUGUUGGCAAUGUCCACGAGUUUUUGCAGUUAGGUCUCGACCCACCAGAAAAGGAAAACAUCGAAAGCUCCAAACAGCUGCUCACAGAAAUGGGAGCACUCCACAACGACAAUCUCACCAAAUUGGGGUCGUAUCUGUCAACAUUACCAACAGACCUCAAGUCUGGUAAACUGUUGCUAUUUGGAGUCCUGUUCAAGUGUCUGGAUAGCUGUUUGACGCUGGCUGCCGUUGGAGUCACCGGUAAUCCGUUCAUGGUCAAGAUGGAGAACAGAGACGAGGUCAAACGGGUCCAGAACAAGUUUGCUAGCGGCCACGGCGACCAUAUUGCCAUUCUCAACGCGUUCAACGAGUACCAGGAAUUAAAACCAAAGGAAGCCCGUUCGUGGCUGGAAAGAAACUAUCUCUCUUACAUGACCAUGAACGAGAUCCAGUCCACAAGAGCUCAAUACAUCGCUGCGUUGCAGGACCUGGGAUUCAUUCCUUUGGACUACCACAAGUCUCCAGCUGCUUUCAAACCUUUGAACAGGAACGCUACCAAUUACCAGAUCAUCACCGCCCUGGUGUGCUCGUCCUCGUACCCGCAGAUCGCCAGAGUGCAGUAUCCCGAUCCAAAGUACAUCUCCAGCGUUUCUGGAUCCAUUUCGCUGGACCCAGACGCAAAAAACAUCAAGUUCUGGAUCAGAAACGAACAGUUCGUCAAGGGAAACCACCAGGACCAGCUUCCGGCAACCAGAGCGUUCCUGCACCCGUCAUCGACCUUGUUCCAUAUCAAGAACUCGAGCUCCAAUGUCCAGGAACCGCUCGUGGAGGACGAGAACGGAAACGUUGUGUUCACAGCUAGCGAGUCCAACAACCUGUCUUCGCACUUUGUCGCAUACGGUGCUUCCCAAACAACCACUAAACUGUACCUUAGAGACGUCACUCCAGUCUCUAUCAUUGCCGUCCUCCUGUUUGGUGGCUCCCUCACAUACGACCUUACCACAAGCUCCUCGGGUAACUCGUCUCCUGGAGUAGUGAUGGGAGGCUGGCUGCCAAUUCGAACAUGGUGCAAAAACGGUGUUCUAAUUACAAAACUCAGACACCUGCUGGAUGAGGCAUUGAACGAACGGUUCUCCACUCCUAACUAUGACCACAUGGACGAGUCCACCGACGACGUGUUGAACACCGUUCAGAAGAUCAUAGCUGUGGAAAUCAAAUGA